This is a messenger RNA of Cercospora beticola, 5478 nucleotides long. RefSeq names its product DNA-directed RNA polymerase I core subunit RPA190 (gene RPA190). Gene Ontology annotation, molecular function: DNA binding. Gene Ontology annotation, biological process: DNA-templated transcription. Gene Ontology annotation, cellular component: RNA polymerase I complex. NCBI's taxonomy places the organism in Eukaryota, Fungi, Ascomycota, Dothideomycetes, Mycosphaerellales, Mycosphaerellaceae. The record is from RefSeq and is a predicted model, not a curated record.
CCGACGUCUAGAUGAGAGCGUCGGACAGGCGCGAUGAAUCCCUCGCAGCCCGUAUCGUCGCAGCUGCGCGCCGUGUCUUUUGGCUACUUGUCGGCUGACGACAUUCGCGCGCUGUCGUGUCGCCGCAUUACCUCGACCACCACCUUCGACACGCUGCUGAAUCCCAUUCCUGGCGGCCUGUAUACCCCAGAGCUGGGUCCCUUUGGCGAUAAUGCUUGCGCGACGUGUGGUUUGAAGAGUCCGCAGUGUCCUGGGCACCCGGGACACAUCGAAUUGCCCGUACCGUGCUACCAUCCGACUUUUAUCGACCAGGUUCUGAAGCUGCUGCGAGCCUCAUGCACGUACUGCGGGAAACUGCGCAUGAAGCGCAUUCAGAUCACCAGAUACAUUUGCAAGCUGCGUCUGGUCAGACACGGCUUGUUAAGGGAGCUGAAGCAACUGGACGAGAUCGAGCACCAGGUUGCUAAGAGUCCGUUGGAAGCGAAUGUGGCUUCAGACGACGAUGCGUCGGAUGGAGACUCUGAUACCAAGGCCAUCCAAGCGCAGCUAGAGCAAUGGACCAACAGGACACUCAAACAGGCGAGGAAGGAGGGCCGAAUUUCCGAGCAGAAGAGCGAGGCGGUCAACCAGGAGCGGAGAGUGAUCAUUGCAGAGUUCAUGAACGAAAUCACCAAGAGCAAAAAGUGUGGAAGCUGUGGUGGUAUUGGGCACAAGUACCGCAAAGACCGUGCCGUCAAGAUAUUCAAGGCACCUCUCAGUGAGAAAGAUGCGAUCGCUAUGGUGCAGGCUGGUCUCAAAGCAAAAGAUCCAAUGGUAGAGCUUCGGCGGAAAUUGCGGCUGGAGCAAAAUCGGAAGCGAAAGCGAGACGAAGAUGAAGGCGUGGCAGAUAUGGACAACUCCUCUGAAGAGGAUGGUGACGACGUGAAUACGGACGAGUCGGAAGGCGAGCCAGAGAUUGUGGGUGGUGUUGUGAUGGACGAUGCCAUGGAAACUCCCGCCAACAAGAAAUCGAAAGGCGCUGAGCAGGAGUAUUUGAAUCCGCAGCGAGUGCACGCGCACAUCCAGCAGCUCUUUGACUGCGAUGGCGAGGUGCUGAGCCUGGUGUAUGGACGUGAUCGGAGAAAGGAUGGCCCUCUCUCGGCCGAUAUGUUCUUCGUGAAGGCCAUUCUUGUUCCACCGAACCAAUACAGACCAGAGGCGAAGACUGACAGCAACUCCAUCGCCGAGGCCAACGAGAACAGACAUUAUCGAGACAUUUUGACCGAGUGCGAUCAGAUCUCAGAAGUGCAGAGGGAGCUGACAGGGCACAAACCAGCAGAGCCAAGAUACCGCGAACGCACAUACCUGGACCUCGAAACACGGUGGAUAGCAUUGCAAGAGUGCGUCAACAGUUUGGUCGAUAAGAACCUUGCUCCUGUGUCAGGUCGAGCAGCAACACAAGUCCCGGACGGUGUCAAGCAGAAGCUUGAAAAGAAGGAGGGUAUGUUCCGAAAGUAUAUGAUGGGCAAGCGUGUCAACUUCGCUGCGCGUACUGUCAUCUCUCCCGACCCAAACAUCGAAACGAACGAGAUUGGCGUACCUCCGGUUUUUGCCGUGAAACUCACAUAUCCUGAGCCUGUGACACAAUACAACAUUGAAGAGCUUCAGCUGGCGGUACGGAAUGGACCUCACAUCUGGCCUGGCGCUGUGGCGAUCGAGAGCGAGAAUGGGUCAGUCGUAAAACUGGAACGAAAGAACGCCGAAGAACGAACAGCACUGGCAAACUCUCUGCUGGCCCCAUCAAGCUCUGUCAACAUCCAGGGAAUACGGCCGAAAAAAGUGCAUAGGCAUUUGAACAACGGCGAUAUUGUCAUCAUGAAUCGUCAACCCACAUUGCACAAACCGUCCAUGAUGUGUCAUAGAGCAAGAGUCCUGCCCGGAGAAAAGACUUUGCGAAUGCACUAUGCCAAUUGCAACACCUACAAUGCCGAUUUUGACGGAGAUGAGAUGAACAUGCACUUCCCACAAAAUGAGCUCGCGCGAGCGGAAGCAUUGUCGAUAGCAGACACGGAUCACCAGUACAUCUCAGCGACUGCCGGCAACCCACUACGAGGUUUGAUUCAAGAUCACAUUUCCAUGUCUGUUUGGCUCUGUAGUCGAGACAUGUUCUUCGAAAGAGGCGACUAUAUGAACUUGCUGUAUGCAGCGCUGCGGCCUGAAAACGGGCAUUGCGUCAAUGGGAGAAUGGAGACACUGCCUCCGGCGAUCAUCAAGCCUAAGCCACUCUGGACUGGAAAACAAGUCAUCAGUACCGUUUUGAAGAACCUCACGCCCCACGGUGCUCAAGGCUUGACGCUUAACAGCAAGAGUACAACUAAUGAGAGUAUGUGGGGACCAGGCGGUAAAGGUGAAGCGGAUGUGACCUUCAAAGAUGGCGAGCUGAUCCAAGGUAUCCUGGAUAAGAAGCAAAUCGGUCCAUCAUCCGGUGGUUUCGUCAAUGCUGUAUACGAGGCCUAUGGCCACACGAUCGCCGGACGAUUGCUCAGUGUCCUCGGACGGCUACUGACGAAGCUAGAGCACAUGCGGGCGUUCUCUUGCGGUGUUGAGGAUGUCAUCUUCACCAGGAAUGGAGAAGUCAAUCGACGCAAGGCGCUGGCUGACGCUGAGACUGUAGGUCUUGCUGUGGCUUCCAAAUAUGUCACGUUGGAUGCGCAGAAGCCGAAGAGCGACGAUAAGGAGCUGCGCAGACGACUUGAAGAUGUUACGCGCGACGAUGCAAAGCUUCACACUCUCGAUUCGCUCAUGAACGGUGAGACCGCGAAGCUCAGUGGUGAAGUGUCCAAAGCAUGCAUGCCUGAUGGUCUUGCGAAACCCUUCCCGAAAAAUCAAAUGCAGACCAUGACCACUUCUGGCGCUAAAGGAUCCAAGGUCAACGCCAAUCUCAUUUCCUGCAACCUAGGUCAGCAAGUCCUCGAAGGUCGCCGUGUGCCUGUCAUGGUUAGCGGCAAGACUCUGCCGUGCUUCAAGCCCUUCGAGACGAGUGUACGCGCGGGAGGCUACAUUGUCGAUCGCUUCUUGACUGGUAUUCGGCCUCAAGAAUACUUCUUCCACGCUAUGGCUGGUCGAGAAGGUCUGAUUGAUACAGCAGUCAAGACCUCUCGUUCCGGAUACUUGCAGCGAUGUCUGAUCAAAGGUAUGGAGGGACUACGCGUCGAAUACGAUAGCUCUGUUCGCAAUACCGAAGAUGGUAGCGUUGUUCAAUUCCUGUACGGAGAGGAUGGCCUCGACAUUGGUAAGGCGAAAUACAUGAACGACUUCAAGUUCACGGCCGAGAACUACCUGUCUCUCUUCCAUUCCAUGAACAUGGGAGAAGCUUUCGGCACUCUGGUCAGCGAUGACGCCAAAGACGCCAACAAGGCAGCCGAGAAGAAAUUCCGCAAGACCGGAGAUCUUGGAGCGUCCGAUCCCGCAUUGGCUCUAUAUCCACCUGCAAGACACAUUGGCAGUGUCAGUGAGAAGAUUCUCGCCGACUCACGGGAGUGGGUAGACAAGAAUGAGAUGCGCCUCAUAAAAGAUAAGAAGAAGAACAUCGAGGGCACCGUUUCCAAGAAGAACUUCCAGCACAUCCUCGACGUUCGCUACAUGAAAUCCGUCGUGGAAGCUGGAGAAGCUGUCGGCGUUGUUGCGGGGCAGUCUGUUGGUGAGCCAUCGACGCAAAUGACAUUGAACACUUUCCAUUUGGCUGGGCACUCCGCCAAGAACGUCACACUUGGUAUUCCGCGUCUACGAGAAAUCGUCAUGACCGCAGCGACGAAGAUCUCGACACCGCAAAUGACUUUGCGAAUGGGCAAUGGCACUUCACUGGAAGAGGCAAAGAAGUUUGCAAAGGGUAUUUCCAAGCUCACGUUGGCCGAAAUUAUCGACAAGGUUACCGUGUCGGAAGCGAUCGGCACAGGAGUUGCGUACAGUGAAGCCAAGAAGUACGAGAUCCGACUCGACUUCUUCCCCAGCGAGGAGUACAAAAAGGAAUAUGCCAUCACGAUUGGCGAUGUCGUUCACACUAUCGAACGGCAUCUUCUGGAAUGGCUGCAAGCCAAGGUCAGGAAAGAGCUGAAGAAAGCUGGUGACCUGAGUUCCAUCAAGGCGGUCGAAAAGGCCAUGGCUGCUGAGGUAGGAGAAUCUGCCGGUCCUAUCGAACAGGAACGCGCGCAGCCACAGGCCGAUCGCCAAGGCGGAGACGACGAUUCAGACGGCGAAGGCGACGAUGACGCUACGCGCGACAAGGCUAAGAGCAACAAGCAGCAAGGCGGCUACGACGACCAAGAAGAUGAUGAGGAAGCUGCCAUCAGGAAUCGCAACGCAUCUCCAGAGCCCGAGGAUCAAGAUGACGAUGAAGGCUACCGGUCUUCAAGGUCGUCAUCUCCAGAUUCCGAGGAUGACGCGAAGAGUAACGCCAAACGGUCACGAAAGGUCACGGCGGCAGCUCGCGAAGCACGAAUCAAGAGCAACGAGCUGACCUCAGACAUCACUCAUUUCAACUUCGAUGACAAGAACGGCUCCUUCUGCACCUUCACCCUUGAAUACGACUCAUCCACAGCCAAGAUUCUUAUGCUUGCGCUUGUGGAACAAGGCUUGCACGAAGCUCCCAUUCAGAGCGUCAAGGGCAUCAAGAACGCUGCUGUGGAUGAAUCUUCCGACAAGAAACCCGGCAGCGAGGCGGAGCCGCCAGUGGUUCUCACAAGUGGUGUCAAUGUCCGAGCCAUGUGGGACUACCAGCACAUCUUGAACCCUCAUUACAUCUACACAAACUCUUGUUUCGACAUCUUUGAGAACUACGGAGUGGAAGCUGGACGUGCAGCGAUCGUCCGGGAACUGCAGGGCGUUUUCGGUGGUCACGGUAUCAGUGUCGAUCCGCGACAUCUGAUGUUGAUCGCAGAUUACAUGACCCGAGGUGGUGGCUAUCAAGCUUUCUCGCGAAUGGGCUACAGGACCAAUGUCAGUCCUUUCAUGAAGAUGAGUUUCGAGACUACAUUGGGUUUCUUGAAGGAGGCUGUUAUGAAUGGCGAUGAAGAUGAUCUUGAGGGCCCGAGCGCGAAGAUUGUGGUGGGCAAUAUCAAUCGUAUGGGGACGGGUGGUUGUGAUGUUUUCAUGCCAGUCAGGAAUACUGAGAGGGAGAGCGAUGACGAAGAUGAAGAGAUGCAGGUUAAUGGUGCUGUGGAGGAGGUGGAGGAGGAUGUGGAAAUGGCAGACUAGACUACGUGCGACGAGAGGCUGUUGUUCGGCGGAGUUCUGGACGGCAUGGGACUUGCAACUGUACUCGAUGCAACGUCAUUGAAGAAAUCAUACAGGACAACUGCAAAACACAUCUAUGAGACAGCGACAAAUCCUUUCUCCGUAUCCGUGGCUUAUUCGAAGACAUUCUAUCUUUUGACGUUGAAGUCAUAAGUGAGACAACCAAUCUGUAUCUUGCCUCCGACACCUCCAUUGUUGCCUGCACAC